Cantharellus anzutake is the source of this 1204-nucleotide messenger RNA. RefSeq lists its product as uncharacterized. Gene Ontology annotation, biological process: transmembrane transport. Gene Ontology annotation, molecular function: transmembrane transporter activity. The record is from RefSeq and is a predicted model, not a curated record. Bases 220 to 891 code for a protein of 223 amino acids. NCBI's taxonomy places the organism in Eukaryota, Fungi, Basidiomycota, Agaricomycetes, Cantharellales, Hydnaceae. The transcript has 8 exons.
AUCCGUAGAUCGAAUGGUGACAAAAACUUGAAGUGUGCUAAGAAGCGGUAGACGUUGUGGCGAAGACAAUGCCAAUAUCGCAGCAGCUCACCAGUAAACGGUUACAAUGUACCAUCUCUUCCAUGCAGGCCAAUGGAUGGGGUGACAUGGAUGAUUGAAGCUGACGGCGUCGGAUAUCCCGUUAGGUAGUCUGUUCCUGCCGUCACCUUUACAUUGACUAUGGCGCUCAAGAUCCUGGUGUUCGAGCCUAUCGUGCUCUUUCUGAGUCUCUUUAAUGGCUUUAUAUACGGGCUUGGAUUCUUGUUUCUUGAAAGCGUGACGAAAGUCUUCGUUAUCAAUUACGGAUUGUCGUUCACCGGCGGUGAUCUGACCUUCUUAGGUCUCGGCGUUGGAGUGGUAAUCAUGUUCAUCUUCCUCAUACCCUUGCAAACAUGGCUCGUGAAGCGCGACCGCGUGAAGAACGGUGGCAGGAUUCGCCCAGAGUCCCGUUUCUUACUUUCCCUAUUCUUGGUUUGGGGAUUCCCGAUCUCAAUCUUCUGGUUUGCUUGGACGUCUGCGCCCCACUUGGGUCAUACCACAUAUUGGAGUCCCGUUUGCGCUGGGACCAUGCUAGGUGCAAUCGCACCCCUAGUUUUUUUAGGAAUUCUAAAUUACGUCGCCGAUUCAUACCCUAACUUGGCCGGGUCAGCCAUCGCAGCUUCCCUCAUCCCUUCAUUCGUUGCUGGUGCUGCUUGCGCGCAUCUUGGGAUAUGGAUGUUUCAGCGCCUAACCACCCAAGUGGUGGUAAGCAUCCUUGGAGGUGUUAGUGUGGGUGCAGUCAUCUUGAUUUACACUGUGUAUUUCUUCGGGCCAGCGCUGAGGGCACGCAGCCGAUAUGCUCGCAAGUUCUAGUUCUAGUGUUUCAUGACGUGAUGACCAUCAAUUGUGUGAUCUGAGAGAUGUCCCAGAACAAAUUUUAAUUGUAUCCCGCAUGUGCAUAACAUUCGUGGUUCUCCCAUCCACAGGCCUCGUCCAACUCUGUCUUGUUAGGAUUAUUAUCGUCUGCUUUCAUUCAUUUCUCUCAUAUCCGCGCGGCUCAUGAUCAAUCGCAUGUCUGUUACGUCUAUUUUUUUGGGGAAAGUGCGAUUCGGAAGGAGGUAUCCUUGGCACUGCUUGGCAUGACAUCACAGGCACGUCACAGAGUUAUGUCUGCAUAGCUUGUUAG